Molecule: messenger RNA, 1279 nt
Organism: Lutra lutra (Eurasian river otter)
Lineage: Eukaryota; Metazoa; Chordata; Mammalia; Carnivora; Mustelidae
Gene: PAX4
Product: paired box 4
Biological process (GO): anatomical structure development; regulation of transcription by RNA polymerase II
Molecular function (GO): DNA-binding transcription factor activity, RNA polymerase II-specific; RNA polymerase II cis-regulatory region sequence-specific DNA binding
Source: RefSeq, a predicted model, not a curated record
GACUGUUCCUAGGACCAGACCACCAUCACCCCUGGAGCCUGCAGGGGUCUCGGGAGCCCAGCAUAGGAGACUGAGACCCUUCCCCUGAAGCACCCACUGCAUUGCCUCCACACAGAUCCAGCCCCAAGACAAAAGAAGGAGCUCCUAGAAGGAAUCCCUCUCCCCAGUCUUCCCAGUUCCCACCCUUCUGGGCAGAGCAUCGUCCUGGAACAUGCCGCAGGAUGGGAUCAGCAGUGUGAAUCAGCUGGGGGGGCUUUUUGUGAACGGGCGACCCCUGCCCCUGGACACCCGGCAGCGGAUCGUGCAGUUGGCGGUCAGUGGGAUGCGCCCCUGCGACAUCUCCCGGAGUCUUAAGGUAUCUAAUGGCUGUGUGAGCAAGAUCCUAGCACGUUAUUACCGCACUGGUGUCUUGGAGCCCAAGGGGAUUGGGGGAAGCAAGCCACGUCUGGCCACACCCCCCGUGGUAGCUCGAAUUGCCCAGCUGAAGGGUGAGUGUCCUGCCCUCUUUGCCUGGGAGAUCCAACGCCAGCUCUGUGCCGAAGGGCUCUGCACACAGGACAAGAUUCCCAGUGUCUCCUCCAUCAACCGUGUCCUGCGGGCACUCCAGGAGGACCAGAGACUGCCCUGGGCACAGCUCAGAUCUCCAGCUGUUUUGGCUCCCACCCCUCACACUCCCCAUGGUGGCUCUGAGGCUCCCCGGGGUCCCCACCCAGGGACUAGCCACCGGAAUCGGACUAUCUUCUCCCCAGGCCAAGCCGAGGCGCUGGAGAAAGAGUUCCAGCGUGGGCACUAUCCCAAUUCAGUGGCCCGUGGAAAGCUGGCCGCUGCCACCUCUCUGCCUGAGGAUACUGUGAGGGUCUGGUUUUCCAACCGAAGAGCCAAAUGGCGCCGACAAGAGAAGCUCAAGUGGGAAAUGCAGAUUCCAGGUGCUUCCCAGGAUCUGAGUCUACCAAGUACCUCCCCAGGGGCCACCUCUGCACAGGUAUCCAGGAAGAGAGGGGAUGUGCCCACAGUGGUCCUGCCUGCCCUCGAAUCCUUGGGUCCCUCCUGCUAUCAGCUGUGCUGGAGGACAGCACCAGACAGGUGCCUCAGUGACACCCCACCCCAGGCCUCUCUCAAGCCCUGCUGGGGCUACCUGCCUCCUCAGCUGAGCUCCCUGGAUUCAGUCCUGCUCUGCCACCCUUGUCCUUCCUUCCAUUGCCCCCAAGCCAGUCUUGGUGCCCCUGAGGCCUUGCUCUGGCCCCGGCCCUGCUCACCACCCCUGCAAGACCUGGAAUGA